This is a messenger RNA of Salvia splendens (bonfire salvia), 1233 nucleotides long. Its product is annotated as ribonuclease H2 subunit B. Gene Ontology annotation, biological process: RNA catabolic process. The transcript has 12 exons. NCBI's taxonomy places the organism in Eukaryota, Viridiplantae, Streptophyta, Magnoliopsida, Lamiales, Lamiaceae. The record is from RefSeq and is a predicted model, not a curated record. Bases 248 to 1132 code for a protein of 294 amino acids. Gene Ontology annotation, cellular component: nucleoplasm; ribonuclease H2 complex.
UUACGAUGUAGACUAUUGUCAAAUACUCACUACUCACAUUAUCUUGGGCAAAAGUAGUAGUAGUACUACUACUACAAUGAAAAUGGCGCGCAGUGCUCUCCCACCCACACACUGAAAUCUAGGGUUUUAGUUUUCAAAAUCAAAUUGAACCUAGUUUUCUCUGGAGUAAAAAUUAGCGCGAAGAAACCACUUCCUAUACUCUGCUUCAAUUUUGUCGACCACAGCGUUUAAGUGCCAGUAGCUACAAAUGGCUUGGUGGGAAGGCUUCGAUGAAACUCGAGUUCUUAUCGCGCAAGAUCCUUCUACGACUGGGAAGCAUCAGGGUUCAUUUUUAUCACUUCGGCAUCCCAGAACAGGAAAUAAAGCGUGCUAUCUCUGUGUUGAUGGAGUUCUUCAAGAACUUCACUGGUUUAAGCAAUCUUAUGGAUCUUGGUUCAUUGGGGAUUAUGUUUGUGAAGAUGGCCGCUUGUAUACUGCCACUCCCAUUGAUCCUGUUUUUAUUCUUUUGCCCGUCUUUGAGGAAGCUCGAAUGAAGAAAGGAAAUGAACCGGGGAAGUUUAGGCAACUUGAUGAGAUUAUGUAUAUUCAAGGGUUCCCUGGAUAUCAAUCUCUGUCAUCUGUUGCAGAGAAGGCUAUGGAAGUUGUUUGUGAUCUUAAAGUUUUUCUGGACAAGAUCAAAGUCAGAACACUUCAAUCAAAGAAGUAUCUGGAAGUUGGGUCGAGCAAGUUUUUCAGGCUCAAUGACAUGAAGGUAUUGAAGUGGUUAUGUUAUAAGGUGCAACAACUGAAGCAAACACUACGGACAUUGGAUAAGAAUUAUGCUGCCCGAGACGAGAAAGAUACAUUGUUUGAUGCAGUGUCAAUCAUGCGGGAGUACUUGAAGGAUGAGCCUUGGAUAAAUCUUCUUUGCAACAAACUCAAAUUAAAUGUAGAUGACUUGACAAAGGCACAAGAUGUUGCAGUACUUCCACAUUCCACAGGAAAUGAUCUCGGAUCACCAGCACAGGAGACCAGCGUAACGGGGAAGAAUGCAUCACGGGCCACAAGGCAACAAGCUAAGAAGGCAAAAGUGGAGAAAGAUUCACAAAACAUUAAGGACAUGUUCAGCAGGGCUACUAGAAAGAGAGGGUAAAACAGGGUUUUCUUUACCAUGAAGACAUUCAUGUUAUACGAUGUGAUAUUUCUGCAUUUCGAUAAUUUUCUAAUUAAAUCCCAAGCAAAUUCCUUCUCUCA